Messenger RNA from Coccidioides immitis RS, 291 nucleotides. RefSeq lists its product as uncharacterized. The coding region runs from base 1 to 291 and encodes 96 amino acids. The transcript is spliced from 2 exons. The record is from RefSeq and is a predicted model, not a curated record. Lineage: Eukaryota; Fungi; Ascomycota; Eurotiomycetes; Onygenales; Onygenaceae.
AUGCCGCCAUGGAAGAUAUGGCUGACCUUUGGUGAGACAGAUCAAGCAGAGCUGAUUUCAUCCGCAACCGGCAAAAUCCAGCGACCUAACCCACGCCAGUCUGGGGUUCCCUGGUCAGAAUGGCCAAGUAGAAAAACGUGGAUGAGUGUGCGCAGUCCGGGACUGCCGCCCAGUUACACUUUACUUCAUGUUGGACUUGGGAGUGCUGCUGCUGCUCUUGACCAGGUUGGAUUUGAGAGUCCGAUUCACGGAAAGGUUAAUGUUACCCAUCUGAUGUUGUGCGUUAGUUAA